AUGGCAGCAGAGGGCUCCCUCACCGAUCGCUACAAAGGUGUUCUCAAAUCACGGAACGCCUUGAUGAGCAUCUUUGGCGUCAUCGCCGGAGCGUGGGUGGUUUUCCGGUCUCUGGCGCCCAAGCAUGGCGCCUAUGUGGUGUCGGACGAGGAGAGGGCGAUGGUGCAUGGUGGGUAUGGUGAGAAGAGCCCUGUGGGGAAUAGGAGGGCGACGGUGCCGAAGAGUAUCGAGAGGACCUAG
Messenger RNA from Aspergillus clavatus NRRL 1, 240 nucleotides. RefSeq lists its product as uncharacterized. The record is from RefSeq and is a predicted model, not a curated record. Lineage: Eukaryota; Fungi; Ascomycota; Eurotiomycetes; Eurotiales; Aspergillaceae. Bases 1 to 240 code for a protein of 79 amino acids. The transcript is spliced from 2 exons.